Messenger RNA from Paramecium sonneborni, 2352 nucleotides. The record is from the annotation of a GenBank genome assembly. NCBI's taxonomy places the organism in Eukaryota, Ciliophora, Oligohymenophorea, Peniculida, Parameciidae.
AUGUAGUUCACUUCUCAUUAUAGGAUUGAAUAUAAUUAAGAUGAAGGUGAAGUUUAUUAAAGGAAAGAAGAGUUAUAUGAAAUUUUAGCCUCCAUUGAGGAUAUUGAUGAUUAAAUAUUUAAAAUAGUAAUAGAAAUACUAAGGAAAAAUAAAAUUUCCGAUAUUCAAUGGUACUUUGAAAAGUAAGAUAGUCAAAUGUUUUAUGAAUCUUUUACAAAUAAGGAAUUGAACUUGGAAGUUAGAAAGUAAAUUUUGAAGAUCGCAAAUAUUUUGAGAAAUAUUUAAGAUCAUUCUUUUAGUGAAUAUGACAUUUUCACAGAAGCAAUAGAAGAGUAAAGAUAAAAUCUAAUAAAGAAGAUAGCAGGAAAUAAACAAAUCAUUGAAUUUCUUAAAUUUUUAGUCAAACUCACUUGUAUAGAUUAAAAAUUUAUACAAUGUGGGUCAAAUGGACUUAGUUUAUUAGUGCAGAUGAAAGUAGAUUUAACCAACCAAAGUUUUGAAGAUAUUAGAAUAAAAAAUGCUUCUUUGAUUGGGGCAAAUUUUGUAAGAUGUAAUUUUAGUAGAUCAGAAUUCGAAAAUGUAGAUCUUCGUGGAGUUAAUCUAAAUGAAGCUCUAUUAUUAAAUUGUAAGUGGAAGAAUAUUAAAAUACACAAACUGAAUUAACUAAAUGGUCAUAGUUUUUGCAUCAAAUCAGUAUGCUUUUCACCAGAUGGAACUACUUGAGCAUCAGGUAGUAGAGAUAAGUCAAUCUGUAUAUGGGAUGUUAAGACAGGAUAAUAAUAAGCCAAAUUAAAUGGCCAUACGAGUUCAGUUAACUCAGUAUACUUCUCCCCAGAUGGAACUACUUUAGUUUCAGGGAGUGAUGAUAACUCAAUCAAUUUAUGGGAUUUUAAAACAAGAAAACAAAAAGCCAAAUUAAAUGGCCAUUUUGAUUCAGUUAACUCAGUAUGCUUGUCACCUGAUGGAACUACUUUAGCAUCAGGUAGUAGAGAUAAGUCAAUCUAUUUAUGGGAUGUUAAAACAAGAAAAAAAAAAGCCAAAUUAAAUGGCCAUACUGGUUCAGUUAACUCAGUAUGCUUGUCACCAGAUGGAACUACGUUAGCUUCAGGUAGUGUAGAUAAGUCAAUCCGUUUAUGGGAUAUUAAGACAGGAUAAUAAAAAGCCAAUUUGGGUGGUCAUAUUGAUUCAGUUAACUCAGUCUGUUACUCACCUGACGGAACUACUUUAGCAUCAGGUAGUUGGGAUAAGUCAAUCCGUUUAUGGAAUGUAAAGACAGGAUAAUAACAAGUUUAAUUAGAUGGUCAUGCUUAUUCUGUUGAAUCAUUAUGUUUUUCAUCAGAUAGAAAUACUUUAGCUUCAAAUAGUAGUGACAAGUCAAUUUGCUUAUGGAAUGUUAAAAUAGGAUAAUAAAAAGCUUAAUUAAAUGGUCAUUCAAGUUCUGUAUUCUCGGUCUGCUUCUCACCAAAUGGAACUACUUUAGCCUCUGGAAGUCGGGAUAAUUCAAUCCAAUUAUUUAUAUUUAGAUCUAUUAGUAAAAUGCUUAAUUAGUUGGUCAUUCUAGUUCUGUAUUGUCAGUCUGCUACUCGCCUGAUGGAACUACUUUAGCUUCAGGUAGUGUGGAUGAAUCAAUUCGUUUAUGGGAUAUUAAAACAGGAAAAGAAAAAGCCAAAUUUAAUGGUCAUACCAAUAAAGUUCGAUAAGUCUGCUUCUCACCAGAUGGAACUACUUUAGCUUCAGGUAGCGAUGAUAAGUCAAUCCGUUUAUGGGAUGUUUAGACAUGAUAAUAAAAAGCCAAAUUAGAUGCUCACACAAGAUCAGUAUGCUUCUUACUAGAUGGAACUACUUUAGCAGGUAGUUAUGAUUAUGCAUUCGAGAAAUGGGGCAAAAACGAAAUCCGUUUAUGGAGACAGGAUAUUAAAAAGCCUAAUGGGAUUGUCAAACUAGCAUUGUCUUUCAUUAUGCUUCUCGCCAGACGGAACUACGUUAGCAUCGGGUAGUUUAGAUAAGUCAAUCUGCUUAUGGGAUGUUUAGACAGGAUAAUAAAAAGCCAAAUUGGAUGGUCAUAUGAGGUCUGUUAAUUCAGUAUGCUUCUCACCUGAUGGAGCUACUUUAGCUUCAGGUAGUGAUGAUAACUCAAUUCGAUUAUGGGAUGUAAAGACAGGAAAAAUGUUACAAAGAAAUAAUAGAUUAAUUUAAAACUCCACAUUUUAAAUAGAAUCAACUUCAAGAAAAAAGUUUUUAUUUUUCUUUUAUUUAGUUAUGAAUUAUUCGAAAAUAAUUAUUUGUUUCUUUAUGUAUCAGGUGCUUUAAUUUUCAAAGGGGAAUUUCUAAAUCAUUAAGGUUAUGAUUUGA